This is a messenger RNA of Durio zibethinus, 1804 nucleotides long. RefSeq names its product tryptophan--tRNA ligase, cytoplasmic-like. Gene Ontology annotation, molecular function: tryptophan-tRNA ligase activity; ATP binding. Gene Ontology annotation, cellular component: cytoplasm. NCBI's taxonomy places the organism in Eukaryota, Viridiplantae, Streptophyta, Magnoliopsida, Malvales, Malvaceae. The record is from RefSeq and is a predicted model, not a curated record. Gene Ontology annotation, biological process: tryptophanyl-tRNA aminoacylation.
AUUUUGCCUACUCCCAGUCACAACGCACUAAAGAAGUUCACGUAUGUAUAUAUAUGAGUUACUAACAACUAUAAUCCAUGCAUUAAAACAUUUGCAAAUAUAUUUUUGUCAUCCUUCAGUGAUCAUUGCCAUAUACUACUAUAGUAAAAACUUCAGUUUCUUGGUUUCUGGAGUGGAGUGAGCGAAGCCGCAAUGGAGAAGAAAGAGGAUAAUCAGCAAGAGGAAGAGCAAGUGGUGAAUCCGUGGGAAGUAUCAGGCAAAGACGGAGGAAAGAUCGAUUACGACAAGCUCAUUGACAAAUUCGGCUGCCAAAAGCUCGACCAAUCCUUCAUUGACCGCGUCGAACGCCUUACUUCUCGUCCUCCUCACGUCUUCCUCCGCCGUGGCGUCUUCUUCGCCCAUCGGGAUUUCAAUGAAAUUUUGGAUGCCUACGAGCGUGGGGAUAAGUUUUAUUUGUAUACCGGCCGAGGACCUUCUUCUGAAGCUUUGCAUUUGGGCCAUUUGGUUCCUUUUAUGUUUACCAAAUACCUUCAAGAUGCCUUCAAGGUCCCUCUUGUUAUACAACUGACUGAUGAUGAGAAGUGCAUGUGGAAAAAUCUUUCUGUGGAGGAGAGCCAAAGACUUGCCCGAGAGAACGCUAAAGACAUUAUUGCUUGUGGUUUUGACAUAUCUAGGACAUUCAUAUUCUCAGACUUUGAUUAUGUUGGAGGUGCCUUCUACAAAAAUAUGGUCAAGGUUGCAAAGUGUGUCACAUACAACAAGGCUGUUGGCAUAUUUGGAUUCACGGGUGAGGAUCAUAUCGGAAAAGUUAGCUUUCCACCUGUGCAGGCUGCUCCAUCAUUUCCCUCGUCAUUCCCACAUCUAUUCUCUGGAAAGGAUGACCUACUUUGUCUAAUUCCAUGUGCAAUUGACCAGGAUCCAUAUUUCAGAAUGACACGGGAUGUUGCUCCUCGGAUAGGGUAUCACAAGCCUGCAUUGAUUGAAGCAUCCUUCUUCCCUGCACUCCAGGGAGAGACGGGGAAAAUGUCAGCUAGUGACCCUAAUUCUGCGAUUUACGUGACUGAUUCUGCAAAGGACAUCAACUACAAGGUAAACAAGCAUGCAUACACUGGCGGGCAAGAAUCCAUGGAAAAACACAGACAAUAUGGAGCAAAUCUUGAGGUGGAUAUACCAAUCAAAUAUCUUAGUUUUUUUCUUGAGGAUGAUGCUGAACUUGAGCACAUAAAGAAGGACUACGGUGCGGGACGCAUGCUUACAGGUGAGGUGAAAAAGCGACUUAUUGAAGUUUUGACUGAACUAGUAGAAAGACAUCGUACGGCUCGAGCAGCAGUAACGGAUGAGACGGUGGAUGCAUUUAUGGCUGUGAGACCCCUUCCCAAUAUGUUUGACUGAAUUGGAGACGAAGAAAUUCACGACAGGUUUCCAAAUUAUUAUGCAAAAUAUUGAAUGGUAGUGUAUUUUAUUCUGCAAACUCCAGGGUUGUUGAUAUCUGAAACUUGGAGAUACUGUUAAUGAAGUGCUAUUUAUAAUAUGAUUUGAGUGCUACAUAUUGCAUGUUGGACAACACAAAUCAGCCCAUAAUUCCGUUAACUUGUAGGAUGCAAUAUAAUUGGAUACCUCUAAUGAAUGUUUUAGAGACUUAAAUUCGUUAUAAAUCAAAAUCGAACUUGAGCUUGAUUCAUCAACAGCCAGGUGUGUCAUCUAGUCUUGGUGAUUAAGAUUCAAUCUAGGUAGCUUUAAAGUACCAAAAACCCAAAAACGAACUUAAGGCCUUUGGAUUUUCAGGUUUGAUUAAAUUUUUGGA